Molecule: messenger RNA, 2025 nt
Organism: Odontomachus brunneus
Lineage: Eukaryota; Metazoa; Arthropoda; Insecta; Hymenoptera; Formicidae
Product: coiled-coil domain-containing protein 124
Exons: 4
Coding region: 289-912 (207 amino acids)
Biological process (GO): transcription by RNA polymerase II
Cellular component (GO): nucleus
Molecular function (GO): transcription coactivator activity
Source: RefSeq, a predicted model, not a curated record
CGAACUUCGAUUCAUCGCUCGAGCACUAACCACCCCGAAUAGCUAUAUAGUCUGUUGUGUCGAUACAGAGUGCCAGGAGAUAUGGUCAAGCAUAUACGAUAGAAAAUGUCACAUAAUCUUGGCGACAGGUGAUUGAACGUUCUGUAGAAAAGAAAUCGGACAAAUAUAGGCCUGCAUUAAUUGAUUUGUUAUGGAAAACGGAUGCAACUGUCACUAAUUAGAAUAUCCAUUUUAUACUGGAUCGAAUAACUUUCACAAUAUACGUAACAUACUGCUCUCAAGGUCAACAUGCCGAAAAAGUUCGUGGGUGAGAAUAGCAAGGCGGUCGCCGCCCGUGCUAGAAAAGCAGCGGCUAAAGAAGCCGAAACUAUAAAAAAGGCAUUGGAAGCCGAGGACAAGGCUUGGCAAGAUGACGACAAGCAGCUAUUGAAAAAAAAACAAAAACAAGAAGAGCUCGAGAAAAAACGUCAACAGCAGUUAGAGAAAAAGGCAGAAACGAAAGCUCUGCUUGAAAAAGAAAUGGCAAAUAUAAAGGCGGGCGGUAAACAGUCAACGUCCAAAGUUACAAGGGCUGAGAUUGUCUCUGUUACUGAGAAACGAAAUCAGGUGGCUAUGAAGAAGAAAGAGGACGAGAAAACGAUUGAGGAGAACUUGAACAGAAUAACUCUGGAGGGUGAAACAGCUCAUGGUAUAGAUGAAGCUUUGUCCAUUCUAAGUACAAAGGAUACCGAUAUCGACCGGCAUCCGGAGAAACGGAUGAAAGCCGCGUACGCGAACUUCGAGGAGAGAAUGAUGCCUGUGAUUAAAGAACAAAAUCCUACUCUGAGGUUGAGUCAGCUGAAGCAGAUCCUUAGGAAAGAAUGGAUGAAAUCGGCGGAAAAUCCACUUAACCAGAAGCUACUAAAUCACUGAUGUCAAUUUCACAAAAGUAUCGAAAUACGUGAGGAUACUUUUAUGGUAUACUUUGUCAGGAUACCAACGGGUUAAUUUGCUUGGUUCAGUCAAAUAAUAACUGUCGAUGUAACGACACGAUGUGUGAACUAUAUACAAUUUUAUUGAUAAAACGAAUAACUUAGAUACUAAAAAUAUACGAUAUGAAAUAGAUGUGUACGAUAUACAUAUACAUAUAUAUAUAUAUAUAUAUAUAAACGAUCUUUGGUCACAAAUCUAUGUGCUGUUCCAUAGCCUCUGUUCGAUUUGCUGGAUCACUUUGAAUAACUCUUCCGUCCGGCGCGAGAAACGAGAUACUUCUCGCGAGAAGGCACUAUUUAAUUUAAAUGGGAAGACAUAGUCUAUCAGGCACAGUUCGAUAACAGUUGAGGUACAUCGAAGAUUUAGAAUUAUGCGCACUUGGCGGUAAUUAACGAUCUUUCCAAACAACAAGAAAAUUCAGAAGCACGUGUAAAAGUUAUUUUCUGUGAUCUCGAGACAAAUAAGAUACUUUGUAUUUAUUUAAUCUGUACAUCUUGGCACAUUUACGAGGCCGCGCGCAUCGUGCGCGCUAUGCACAAAUUCUCUUUAUUAAUUUACCUUACCGUUCUGUCAAACCGAGUCUCUUUGUAAGAUCGUAAAAUGAAUAGCUUAUCUCCUUCGAACUUGAAUAUACGAGUUUCAUAAUAUAUCUAAUUAAUUAAUAACCGGCUCGCGUAUAUCGGUUCAAUACAAUCUCGAUGUAAUGCAACGUGUUAGGCGAUUACUCCUACGUUCGAAUUACCUAGAUUAAAAUUACGCGAUAUCAGUGUUGCCACUUUUUGUUUUUCCACAAGUCUAUGAAACAAUGUAUCAUGUGAUUUAGUUGCUGGGGACACUCAGUCAUAGGGCUAUGACCAGCCAUUGGAAUAGCUUCGAGGAAAGCCUUCAUCAUCGUCUGAAAAAUAUAAAACAAAUGAUAAUUAUUGAAUGUUAUUUUUGAAAGAUUUUUAAAAGAUUAGCAAAUAAUCUCUCUCUUUCUCUGUCUCUUUUUCUUUCUUUCUUUCUUCAUAUAUAGAAAACCUAUGGAACUCGAUAAAAACUUUAUUUACACCA